AUGCACGACAACCGCUCCCACCCCUUCCUCCAACAAGUCCCCCUCACCGUCUCCCCCUUUGUCAACCUCCCUACGGCAACCACACUCCCAUACACAUACAAGCCCAUGCCUUCCGCCCUCCCCCCAUCAGCCUCGGGCAUCACAUCAGACUCGGCCGCUGGGGGCCCAGAACCGAAAUAUGUCGUCUCACCGUCUGGGCACGCGGCCCAUCCAAACGAUAUUAUCGCCUCUUGUCGAGCACUGCGAGAUCACAUUGCCAAACUCACGGCUGAUGCCGAGGCGGAGAUCAAAGCGAUAGAUGAGAGGAUAAAGGCUGCUGAGCUGGCUGAGAAGAGGAGGCUAGCACCUGGUUGGCUGGAUAGUGAUGUAAGGGUUCUUCAGCCGGAGAGAAAGAGUGUUGCGCCUGAUGGGUCUGGUAUAGAGGGCUUUUGGCAGUUGAGUCUUGGGGAAGGUGGUCAUGGGGAGGGAAAUACUAGUCAACAGCAGCAAGGGCAUGGGCCGGGAGGGGCGAGUGAGAUGGCGGUGCCGGAUGAGGGGGAGGAGCUGGAUAGGGCUUUUGGGAAGCUUGGGAUGGGGGGCCCGAAGUGA
Molecule: messenger RNA, 588 nt
Organism: Podospora anserina S mat+
Lineage: Eukaryota; Fungi; Ascomycota; Sordariomycetes; Sordariales; Podosporaceae
Exons: 2
Coding region: 1-588 (195 amino acids)
Source: RefSeq, a predicted model, not a curated record